This is a messenger RNA of Pocillopora verrucosa, 2133 nucleotides long. RefSeq lists its product as uncharacterized. The record is from RefSeq and is a predicted model, not a curated record. Gene Ontology annotation, biological process: proteolysis. NCBI's taxonomy places the organism in Eukaryota, Metazoa, Cnidaria, Anthozoa, Scleractinia, Pocilloporidae. Gene Ontology annotation, molecular function: serine-type peptidase activity.
AUGAAUAGUCAUCUCUCCUCUCAAUCUCGAUCAGACACAGAAUUUCCAAGAGUGGACAACAAUGAUGUGCUAGGAAACAAAGGAAGGAAAGUUUUGGAUGCCUGUGUGAAGGUUAAGAUUUACGGAAAAUCAGAAACACGCAGAUAUGAUCGCGAAAGAGCACGGCAACUAUUUCGGGGAUGUUAUGUGCAUCAAAUAGGAGUAGCGAACACAGAAUUUUCUCCAGCCAAAUCCGAAACAUACAGCAUCGUUGAUAUUUACAACGCAAUGGAUAAGUAUGAGAACAUGCCCUACGUUGAAAUUUACCCCAGAGAGGGACCCGGCUCGGGGAAGACGAGAGAGUUGAUUGAUAAACGAAGAGCUGACGUUGAAAGAGAGUUGGAGGAAGCUAGAAUUAACCCAAAUGGAAGAAAAAUGUAUUCCUGGCCUGUUGCACAGCACCGAGUUAGAGAUUGCUAUGCUGGGAACUUUCCAGAGGAUGUAUGCUCUUUUCGAGGUCCUGAACCUUUCACCAUUAAGGACAUUAAAGAUGUUGUUGAUUCCUGUGAUAGAAUAGCCAUUGAAGAAUUUAGUGACCAAAGCAACAGCAUAGAUGAGAAACUCCGUUCACACAGGGCUGAAAUUCAAAAGAAGUACUAUGAUGCUCUCGCUUCUCCUGGCUCUCUCAACGUAUGUAGUCAUAAAGAAGCACUGGAAAGUUUAACGAAAUGUUACUCUGUUGCUGAUGAAGGGGCUAUCAUUCGUAGUUAUAGUAGUUGCUACAAUUGUCAUAGUGUAUUUGAUUUCUGUAUUUUUAACCUUUAUAAUUUACUUUGCUUGAAUGAUAUCAAAUUCCUGCAAGAGCUUAUCAAAUACCCUGCUGAAGGACCUGGUUCUGAGGAGCUGAAGAAUUCAAUUAAAAGACACAGGGCAGAUUUAGAGAAAGAGUAUCAGAACUUUUGUAACCGUGAAAAAUCCAGGCUACCAGUUCAUAAAUAUUCUCAAGCAGAGGCAGAGCGCCGUGUUAGAGAUUGUUUUGCAAGUGCCAUUCAUGGAGAUAGUGAUGUAUUUCCCACAAAGAAAGAUCAGAGUGGAAUGCCAAAGUUCUUCCAAACUUUUGAUAUUUUUGACAUAAAACAAUCUCUGGAUUAUUUUGAUACCAAAAAGUAUCUUGAAAAGUAUCCAGAAAAGGGACACAUAUCUGAUGAAAUAAAGGAAAGUGUUGACAAACAUAGAGCAGAUAUUCUAAGAGAAUAUGAGAUUGCCACUUUCAAGGAUGAAAUUGAGCAUGGUUCUGGAUUUGCCAUCAGUGACCACUUUAUACUCACCAACAAGCAUGUGAUUGAAACCUGUCUAUAUCAAAAAGGCUUUGAAAUUCGCAUUUCCAAUGCAGCCAUUGGUGAGUUACAUUGUGAGGUUGCUCAAAGUGAUCCAGGUAAAGAUUUGGCAUUACUGUAUUGUCCAGAUCUUAAUUUACAAGAAAGUGGAAUUUGUCCAUUGCAGUUGUCAACCCAACCAUUGCUGCCAGGAGUGCAGAUAUUUUCUUUUGGUUAUCCCCUGAGUCACACAGAAGAAACCGCUCUUUUUGUGAAUGGAAAUGUCUCUGGUUCAAAGAGGACACUAUCAGGCCAUUCUACGGUAGUGUUGAACUGCUCACUGAAUUCUGGGAAUUCAGGAGGUCCAGUUCUUUCCUGGGUAUAUGAUGAGGUUAGAGUAGUUGGCAUUGCAACUCAGAAACAUUUUAAAGAGAUUUUAACACUGGAUGAAAUUAAUGCAGUGGAAAAUAUUAGAAAGUCAUUGGAAACCCGAAUUAUUUCUGAUGUGUUUGAUAUAACAGACCCCUUUGGUAUAGGAAACCACAACCCCCUUCAGGAUUCAUUAAAUCUGCUCACAUUAAAACUGUAUGAUGCAUUGGAAACACAUUCUCAAUUCAAUUUAAGCAAUGCAUUACCUGGAGAUUUGGUGGUUGAGUUUAUCAAAAGCUUCAUCCCUGAAUACAAUGGAGUGCAUAAAGAAGAGUUGAUCAAGGUUGUUGAAUUGUCUCAGUGAAUCAAUCAAACAUUUGAUAUUCAAUAUGGAUCCUUUAUGAUUGUAUAUCUAAGUUUUUUUAAGAUUGUUGUCGUGGAACAUAAUUUGUAGUAAAAAAUGAGAAAC